GUGCAGACAUUGUGUAGGGGGCUUUAGAAGUUCCAACAGAGCCAUGUGAAGGGGAAAAAAAUAUUCUCUCACUACAGUCCUGCAGCGGCCAACAGUCCCACCUGAGAAGCUCAGUGGGAGGUAGCCUGCGUGAUGCCUCCCUAGUGCGUUCAUCCUUUCAGCGUCCGCGCCGUGCGUCGCCUUUUGGAACCGGUAAUGCGGAGCGCAUUUGGGUAACCGUAAAGCGCACCGAUGGAUACAGCCGGCGCAUUUUGAAGCGGUUUAAAACACACUGCAGACGAGGGGGGGAAACGGAGAAGGGGCGUGGACGAGCGGCGCCGGGGUGGAUGAUAACCCGUUAGUCAUUUCCCCAUCACCGCGUGUGUCGCAACAACCACGCGAGGCUCGCAUUGACGAAAAGGCAAACGGCAGAUGGAAGAAGCGCGCAGACGUGAUCGCUGCCCUUUGGUGAACUGCCGCUCGCGUCCGGUCAUGUAAGAGAAAAGCAGGCAUGUAAGAAUUGAGUCGUCGGUGCGCAACAACGAAGGCUGCUCCACACACACGGACGGGAGUUUAAAGGCUUGUUGAGGAUACCUGCUGGAUGUUUUUUCGAUGUGGCACCCUCAGAUUAACGCAUUCUAAUUCUUCUUCUUCUUCUGGGAAAUGGAGAACGCGGCGACCUGAAGAGAAGAGAUAAAUACUGGUGUGUCCUCGAACUUUCUCCAGGUACCGAUGCAUUGGAACCUACUCGCUGGCUACACCGCGGGGGGGCUUUAACCAGGGAGGGAAAUAGAAAUAAGCCUUCUCGAAUACCGCACUGGGUUGUGAGGUGAAAUCUAAUCAGACUCAGCUGGGUUGAUGACUAAGAAGUAAUAGGCACUUGAAGAAAAGUUACGUUUGAAAACGAGGUCAAAAAACGAAGUGAAAAUGACCAUUAAGAGCCUCCCCGUACUGGGAGAGGUUACUUUUUUAAACAUUUAAUUUAGAUCUUAGCUGCAUUAAUACUGACCACAUCGCGAGAGUACUUUCAACAAUGGCACUUGUGGGUGUCUCCGUGUGGUGUGCCAACUGAGGGGGGGGCAGGAAAUAUCGGAUGAAUUAUCGCCGCAUGUCCAUCCAGAGUGAUGUGUGGAUUACCACGUCGUCUUGAGAGAGGGGACACAAUGUCAAGAAAAUAUCAUCACGUUGCCGACCAAAUACUCUGAGAAUUGCGGAUGUUUUUUUUUUUUUUUUUUUUUUCUCGAGGCAGUUUUUGGGAGCAGGAAGCGGGGAAAGGACCGAUAUCCGCCCGAGUGAGAGAUUCUGCGGACAAAUGCUCCUUUGUGAACAAGGACAGCUUUACAGUGCAUCAAAGGGAUGACCAGAACACCUUGGAACUGUGAUUAAAUUGCCAGUCACAUACGUGCCUUUGAGGAACUGAGAGUUGCAAUCAGACGUACCCAGAUUUCUUGACUCGAAGGAUUGCGAGGCCAAAUCCUCAUUCCAAAGAGUGCAAAACCAGUCAAUGAAUUAUGAAUGUUAAACAAGAUGACCUCCUCUCAGCAGCAGCAGAUGAUGCGAGGUCCUAGGUGGAACCGGGCCUUGUCCGACCCUUUUUUUGUGCUGCUUCUGGCCCUCCAGCUGCUGGUGGUGGCAGGGCUGGUGCGUGCGCAGACAUGCCCCUCUGUCUGCUCCUGUAGCAACCAGUUCAGCAAAGUCAUCUGCACCCGGCGAGGCCUGCGAGAUGUCCCUGAUGGCAUUUCUACCAACACCCGAUACCUGAACCUGCAAGAAAACCUAAUUCAGGUGAUAAAGGUGGACAGUUUCAAGCACUUAAGACAUCUGGAGAUUCUCCAGCUGAGCAAAAACCACAUACGCAAAAUUGAGUUGGGGGCCUUUAAUGGACUGGCCAGCCUCAAUACCUUGGAGCUUUUUGAUAACCGCCUCACCACUAUCCCCAACGGGGCAUUUGAGUACCUGUCCAAACUAAAGGAGCUUUGGCUGAGGAAUAACCCCGUAGAGAGCAUUCCCUCCUAUGCUUUCAACAGAGUGCCCUCAUUACGCCGGUUGGACCUUGGGGAGCUCAAACGGCUCUCCUACAUAUCUGAGGGUGCCUUUGAAGGGCUGAGCAAUCUGCGCUACCUAAAUCUGGGAAUGUGUAAUCUGAAGGAAAUUCCCAAUCUCAUUCCCCUAGUGAGGCUGGAUGAACUGGAGAUGUCAGGGAACCAGCUCGCAGUUAUCCGACCUGGCUCUUUUAAGGGGCUCAUCCAUUUGCAGAAGCUAUGGAUGAUGCAUGCUCAAAUCCAGACAAUAGAAAGGAACUCUUUUGAUGACCUGCAGUCACUAGUGGAGCUCAAUCUAGCCCAUAACAAUCUUACCCUUUUGCCCCAUGAUCUCUUCACUCCUUUACAUCACCUGGAGAGGGUACACUUGCACCACAACCCGUGGAAUUGUAACUGUGACAUCCUCUGGCUCAGCUGGUGGCUGAAGGAGAUGGUACCAGCUAACACCAGCUGCUGUGCCCGUUGCAGCUCACCAACCCACCACAAAGGACGAUACAUUGGCGAGCUGGACCAGAACCACUUUCACUGUUAUGCUCCUGUUAUUGUGGAGCCUCCUGCAGAUCUAAAUGUGACAGAAGGAAGCGCUGCAGAGUUGAAAUGCAGAGCCAGCUCUUUGACGUCGGUAAGCUGGAUUACACCCAAUGGUUCCAUCAUGACACACGGAGCUUACAAAAUCAGAAUAUCUGUGCUUACCGAUGGCACCCUGAACUUUACCAACGUUACCAUGCAGGACACCGGCACAUACACGUGUAUGGUCAGUAAUUCUGCAGGAAACACAACAGCAUCUGCCACGCUCAAUGUGUCCUCCACUGAGAACAGCAGCUUCAGCUACUUCACCACAGUGACAGUGGAGACAAUAGAAUCACCACACAAUGAAGCCUUCACCAUUGCUGUGCAACAGAAGGUGGGGCCCACCCCUUCAGCUGGUACAUGGGAGUCUGUUUCGCCAACCUCUACAACAACCACAACAGUCCGGACUCCCCUCUACACCCGCACCACAGAGAAGACUUACACAGUCCCAGUCACAGAACUGGUUGGGAAUGGUCCACUGAAUGGUUUGGAUGAGGUCAUGAAGACAACCAAGAUCAUCAUUGGCUGUUUUGUUGCAAUCACACUCAUGGCAGCAGUCAUGUUGAUCAUCUUUUACAAGAUGCGUAAACAGCACCACCAGCAGAACCACCAUGCACCCACACGCACCAUUGAGAUCAUCAAUGUGGACGAGGACUGUGUAACUGGGGGCCAGGGCAUGGAAGGGCACCUGACCCUGCCUCCUCUUGAGCAUGAGCACCUCAACCACUACAACGCCUACAAGACUGCAUACAAUCAUGUCUCCACUAUCAACUCUCUACACAGUUCAGCCCACGAACCUUUGUUAAUUCGGGCCAGCUCAAAAGACAAUGUACAGGAGACCCAAAUCUAAUUCAUUUGUUUGUUUUUUUCAAAAUGUGACAUUUAACUAAUGGAAUGACAUGAAGUCAUUAGUGACGGGACAUAACAGACUAUUUGGUUUUGAGAACUAUGGCUCAAAAACGGAGGAACAGAAUUUUGGCAAAUUUGUGGCUGGUGAUGUUUAUUCAAUGACUUUAGGAAUUAGGGUAAAAAAAAGUGUCUUUACAUAACAGAAGUUAUUUAUUUAAGAAAAAAGCUAUUGUGGUUAAAUCAAGAAAAAAAGUUUAUUCUGCAUUUAUUUUUUCAGCACUGAUUUUUUUUCUUCUCCUUCCUCUCAUUUCAAGAGAUUGGAUUAUUUUCAAACUCAGUUUGAACACAUGUUGGGGAAAACCUACUGAAAAAAAAAAAAUCAUUCAUCAUGUUGUUUCUGGAUAAACUGCAACCUUUGAAUCAGACUUAAUUUCCCCUAUCUAUCAGAGCACAUUAGUGAUUUUCUCCAGCUCUGGAUAAAGUGAUGAAAUCUUCAUCACUGAGAUUAGUUGGAAGAUACAUCCAUGUUCAAUAUCUCACAGAGAGUGACGUAAAUGUCAGAAUUUGAUCAUAAUUCAUUAUUUAAUCAUAUCUGUCAGAUACACUUUAAGCACGCUCUGUUUUGCAAUCAAAAGACUGAGGAUCGUGGGGAAUAUGUCCUUUUGUUCUGCUGUUGUAAAAAUAGACGCUCGGCAUUAGAAGCGCAUUUAAGUUAAAUUCACUUAUGUUGAUUAACUAUGAAAAGUCUCACAUUUGUUUUUGUGUUUCUGAUGAAUAUGCAAAAUGUUAUCCCCAAUCUCCUCUUUUCUGACUCAAGUUACCAGCUUCUCGUGGAUGUAUUCUAACCAUUAUAGAGAACGUUCCAUUAAAAGACCAAUUUGGAUUCAGAGGGACAUGAUACAGGAACAGCAUUAAUUGGUACUUUAGAAUCUGCAUAAUUGUGAAUAAAAAUGUAGGAGAGUCUUGUGAAGAAUGUAGAUGAUCUUAAAUUAUGGCAAAAUUUCACUGCCUCGAAAUGUUUUCAAUGUAUCAUGACCUCACUUUUACAUAACAGGGCUUUGUAGUGUGGCGUUUAAAAGGAGACUGCUUUCAAGGCAUCUAUUUCAUGCUGGGACCCCUUACCUCAUCUGCUAUACUGCAGGACUGAGUGCUGUCAGAAGCAGACUGAUGAGCAGACGAAAGAGCUUAAACCCUUUAUACAGCUGCCUGAGCACAUUGCCUGUCAUCUGUGUGCCACACUUUCACAUGGGCAGUGCCUGGCACCUCCAGAUUCACACCCUGCCCCUGCCAACCACAGGACUUGGCCCCGAGCAGCAGGGAUUAUGCUGUGAGAGGCUUUAGGAGUGAAUGUGUGGGAUUGGGCAUCAACCAGAUGUUUGGGUUGCACCUGCGUCUAUCCCUCUCCCUUUGAAACGACGCAAUUUCCAUUUUAAUUGAUGUGCUCAUAGCUUUUGGAUGAACGCAGCUCUGCACGCAGCCAUACACUGGAAACCAUUUCGAAGUCCCCGUUGUGAAAAUGGCAGCGGGCAACAUCAAUUCAGAGGUUAGGCAGACAUUUGUCAGAUUCAACACUUACAUAGCGGGCCCCCAAGAAUAUUUUUAUGAGAUACCUGCAGUCUUUUCUCCACUUACAUGAAAAUAUAUAUAUGAAAGUUAGGCCACUUUCUUGCUUUAGUCAAUAAGGACAUGUAUAAAAGACAAUGGCUCAUUAAAAAAUACGGUUACAGAUAGUAGCAUGCGCUUUUUUUGGAGCCACCAUUCACUCCUCUAAACUUGAAGCCCAAAUUUCACGAUUCAUAUGCUCCUCAAUAGACUUAAAAAGGUAUAUUUAUGAGAAGUAUAUGGCUUUUUUUUUUCAAAGAUCCAAUACUAGUUUCAUCUUGGGUUAAUGGUUGGAUUUUACUCCUGUUAAAUAAUCCAUAUCUCUACUGUCCACGUGCAUGCUCCUGUUUUUCUAAACUUUAAUUUUACAGUUUGGUUUAAACAAAAACACUUUCAAGCUCAUCGGGUGUCCAUUUAGGUAGAGCCUAUUAUAGCACUCAUCCUGUCCUUUAUCUGGCUAAAUUCACUCUGAACUACAUUUGCUAGCCCCUGAACAUUCUUAAAGAAAGCAGAGUAGCUGGAUACGUUUUACGGGAGUUCACUUCCCACAUUUCAGAAUAAAGACAAACAAUAAACUACUUACAGCCACCAUUGAAGCCAAUACUAGAUGGAGUGUUUUAUCCUCGAAAAAGAUGUGUGAAAAAAUAAGCUGCUUCCGAUAACUUGAUGUCUCAAUUAUGGAAAAAAAAGGAAAAUAAAUGAGCUAGAAAUAUAAGAACGAUAGUUAAUUCUGGAGUUGUUUAGUAAACUAGUUUAAUUCCACUUUGAAUUCUUAGUCCCCAGAUCUUUUUAGUCCAGCCAGAGGGAUAUAUUGCUAUCAUUAUUUUUUUUGUCACCCCUUGACACAACGUAUCCCACAAUUGCACUUCUGUAGAAUGAGAUGGGUUUCUAUCAUUUUUCUGUGUUUCAGUUGCUAAUGGUUGGAUAAUCACAGUUGUACUCAGUUUACUUGAGACUUCAACCAUUCUCCCUUUUGCCUUUUGUUGGAGGUAAAUUGUCUGAAAAUUUACAUGGUCAAUUUGUUGCAUUUUAGUCAAGCUGUCUCAUGUAUGUAAGAUAUCUAAAUAUUUUGUCAAUUUUCCUUUUUUUUUUACAUGUUUUCUCAGAGGGAAUGCUGUUUUAGUGGUAGAUUUAUAUAAAAAUACAUUUUUAGAAUAAAAUAAAACAAAAAAAUGGAUACAUAAUGAUUUUACUUGUGCCAACAACCUGUUCUAAAACUGAAAAAGAGAAACAUGCUGUAAAAGAGUAAGAGUUGAUUUUCAUGUUAGCAUUCUUUCAAGACCUUUAAAAAGAUAUGGAGAUUGAUUAUAGAGACCAGAGUUUGUAGUUACACAAAAUAUGGUUAAAUAAACUAUUGUUGUUUUUCUG
Messenger RNA from Pungitius pungitius (ninespine stickleback), 6410 nucleotides. RefSeq names its product leucine rich repeat containing 4C, genome duplicate a (gene lrrc4ca). The record is from RefSeq and is a predicted model, not a curated record. Lineage: Eukaryota; Metazoa; Chordata; Actinopteri; Perciformes; Gasterosteidae. The transcript has 4 exons. Gene Ontology annotation, cellular component: postsynaptic density membrane; plasma membrane; glutamatergic synapse. Gene Ontology annotation, molecular function: cell-cell adhesion mediator activity. Bases 1495 to 3441 code for a protein of 648 amino acids. Gene Ontology annotation, biological process: modulation of chemical synaptic transmission; synaptic membrane adhesion; regulation of axonogenesis.